UCACUCGGCCGAUGAUGCUCUCACCGAAGAGCCGCCCGCCCGCACGGAUGACGGCCUGAGUGCAGGUCGGCAGAAUGCGGGGCUGGAAGUAGAAGAACCACGGAUCGUGAUGGACGCAGCCUUGUUUGCCCAGAACAGCGGCUCCAGAAAGGAAUCGGUCUUGAUAAACGGAAGAAUGGGGGGAGGAACCCGCCCGUUCGUCUUGGCAACGAUCUUGUAGAUGACGUCUUCAAUCGCCUUGGACACCACACUGACGACGGAGGCGUAGAGUGAGCGGGCGGACUCAGUCGAAAGGCCACUCAGGUCCUUGAAACGGGUGGUAUCCUCCAUCGACAGGCGGGCCAAGCGGAACGACGGGCAGAUGAUGAGAGCAGGACGGCCUUGUCUGCUUGGAUAUGCCAUCGCGCCCUCAACAGCAGUCGACGGGUGGCACUCUUCGUCAUCAACAGACCAGACCAGUACGAUAUCAAGAUAAGUGCCGUUCAACAGGUCCACUUUGAAGGCCAGCAGCACCUUCUCGACGGGAUGGCUGGCCACCUCGCUGAUGAUUUGGUCCUCUCGGCGCCGCUGCAGCUCGUAGAACUCAUCAUCGUCCAUCAUGCCGCCGAUGUACUUGAUGCGAGUCACGUGUGCGCGCCGAUAGGGCGGCAGGCCAGCCGUCGCCUGGCAGACCUUCUUGUGCUUGGCGCGCCAGUGCUGAAUCUGGCAUUCCUUCCCACAGUAGCUGAUGAGAUGGCAUCCAUUGCAGUCGGAGAGUGACAGCACGGCAGGGGGCGACUUGCCGCACAUGCCGCAGCGCUUCGGUGAUGGAUAGGCAGCCGAGGCAUUGAGGUGGUGGACCUUGUAGCCAGGCAUCUCUGACACACACAGAAACAGGGAGAGCCAGUGCGGUUGUGCAUUGCCUGGUUGUGCAUUGCCUCUCUGGCCAUUCCCGGCACCCACCGUCAUAGUUGAAGGGCAUCGUGUCGCCGUCAGUCGCCCCAGCCACGCGAGGACUGGCAGCACUCGAGCUGGCGGCUGUCGAGCCGGGCUGAUUGGCCUCCUUCUGCUGGCUCAGGGGAACCUUGUGGCCAGGCAUCUCUGAUGACACACACCAAGGACACAAGCAAUGUCUGUUCUUCAGCUCCUUUACGGCCUCGGCUGCGUUUCCGCCCACCAGCAGAGGUGAAGGGCACGUCAGAUGAUGCAGUCACUUCUGGCUGUUGCUGCUGCUGCUUCUUCUGCUUGUCCACGGCCAUCGCGGCCAUCGCUCUGCUGACACCAGCUGUCGGUCCUUCAUCGUCAGAUGAGUCGCUCAGGUCCAGGUUGUCCCAGCGGCUGUAGUCGAUUGGCUUCCCAGACAUCGUCUGUCAGACCUCUCUGUUUCGCAGAUGUGAGGAUUCAGCACCUUGCCCCACUCACAGAUCACACCUCUUUCUCUUCGUUGGGCUCCUCUUUCUUCUUCCCC
Vitrella brassicaformis is the source of this 1447-nucleotide messenger RNA. Lineage: Eukaryota; Vitrellaceae. The record is from the annotation of a GenBank genome assembly.